AUGGCACCUAACUUGCCUCUCCCUCUACCUCAAUCUCUCAGCUCCUCAAUGGGUGACCCUGCUACUCCAUCAUCCUCUCAAUGUCCUGCAACUCCAGUCACUUCUCCACGCAAGGUGGCAGACCUGAAGGACACCAUCAUAGGCAUCAUUUACUCCGCUUAG
Laetiporus sulphureus 93-53 is the source of this 162-nucleotide messenger RNA. RefSeq lists its product as uncharacterized. Lineage: Eukaryota; Fungi; Basidiomycota; Agaricomycetes; Polyporales; Laetiporaceae. The record is from RefSeq and is a predicted model, not a curated record. The transcript is spliced from 2 exons. Bases 1 to 162 code for a protein of 53 amino acids.